GGAGGUUUAGAGUGAGCAGGACGCGCUCGAGGACUUACCGAUCGGUCCCGAGCUGAUCGUUCACUCGCGACGCUGCUUUGAACGCAGACGUUUCGGAUAAAAGCGGAGAACCUUCUCACUCUUCUGGAUCUGAAGCAGAAAUGAAGGUUGAAUUCGCUCCGUUAAAUAUUCCGUUGCGGCGUCGGUUGCAGACCGCCGCUGUUGUGCAGUGGAUCUUCUCCUUCCUCGCGCUUGCUCAGUGUUGUCUAGCUGCGUUUGUGCUCAUCUGCUUAAGUGAUUGGUGGAUGGUGGGUGUGCUGUAUGCUGGUUGGCUGUAUCUAGACAAAGACACGCCCACAUGUGGAGGUCGGAGGUCAAACUGGGUCAGAAGCUGGAGCAUGUGGAGAUACUUCAGAGAUUAUUUCCCCAUUUCUCUGGUAAAGACUGUGGAUCUUGAUGCAAGCUGUAAUUACCUGUUUGGUUUCCAUCCACACGGCGUGUUGGUCGCAGGCGCAUUUGGGAAUUUCUGCACAGAAGCGUCUGGAUUCUCCAAGCUGUUCCCAGGACUCACUCCCUACCUCCUGAUGUUACCUUUCUGGUUCCGAGUUCCUUUCUUCAGAGACUAUAUCAUGUUUGGAGGGCUGGUGUCCAGUGAGAAGGCGAGUGCCAGUUACCUGCUGAGCCGGCCGGGGGGCGGGAACGUUGCAGUUGUGGCGGUGGGCGGAGCUCCUGAGUCCCUGGAGGCGCGGCCAGGAGCGCUAACACUUCAACUGCUGCAGAGGAAAGGCUUCAUCAAACUGGCCCUCAAACACGGAGCUUGGCUGGUUCCAGUGUUCUCAUUCGGGGAGAACGAACUGUUUGAUCAGAUGGAGAACCCAACAGGCUCUGCCCUCCGGCGGGUUCAGGACCACCUACAGAGGAUUAUGGGCGUGGCCUUACCACUUUUUCAUGCCAGAGGAGUUUUUCAAUACAGCUUUGGCCUUCUGCCUUAUAGAAAACCCAUACACACUAUAGUGGGGAGGCCGAUUCCUGUUGAUCAGAAUUCCUCUCCCACUAAAGAAGACGUUGACUCUCUCCACUUGCGCUACAUAGAGGGCUUGAUGCAGCUUUUUGAAGAGAACAAGGGGAAGUUCGGAAUCAAUGAAGACAAACACCUGAGUUUCAUCUGAAGUGUGUGUGUGUGUGUGUGUGUGUGUAUGUAUGUAUGUGUGCACAUUUGGUUUGCCUUGUGUCUGUAACUCCAAAGUUAAUAGGAGGUUGUUAUUUGAGGAACAUGAGGGUUCCCCUCACGUUGGCAGGUUGUGCUCAUGUGUCAUUGGCCACAUUCCUGUUUACUUAUAACCUGUUUAACUGAAUGAUUUAGAAUAACUGAAGCGAAAGUUCUGAAUCAAAUACUCACAAAGUGGAAGGUGAAUCAAUCAGUGCUGUUUACAAAAAGGCAAAACAAAAGGAGUUUGCUUUGGUCCAAGUUGAUUCUUACAUUUUGACCUGAGAUCCUUUAAGCUAAAUGUAACUCUGACUGGUUGAGGGGUGACACACAUGGUACAUGUUUAAGAUACAAUCUUUAAAAAAAAAAAGAAGAAAUAUAACAUAUUAACUGGGACCUUUAUCAAUUCCUGUCUCCAAGGAUGUAAACUGGAGAAUAAAAAUUACCUGCUGCUGUUUGCA
Messenger RNA from Electrophorus electricus (electric eel), 1647 nucleotides. RefSeq names its product monoacylglycerol O-acyltransferase 3a (gene mogat3a). Lineage: Eukaryota; Metazoa; Chordata; Actinopteri; Gymnotiformes; Gymnotidae. Gene Ontology annotation, cellular component: endoplasmic reticulum membrane. Gene Ontology annotation, molecular function: diacylglycerol O-acyltransferase activity. Gene Ontology annotation, biological process: triglyceride biosynthetic process. The record is from RefSeq and is a predicted model, not a curated record.